GCAAAAUGUAUAGGACAAUACAUAUAAAUAUGGAUUCGUAUUAUAUACGACGGGAGAUUUGCCUUGUACGGUUGUUAUGCACUAAAGUUUGUUAUAUCCUUGGCUCACACAGCCAUCAUCAGAGAGCCAAGCAGCCAUUUGAAGUCGGCCAUGAACUACUACCAUCUUCCCGAGCUACUGAAGAUCAAGUCUAAGAACCCUGUCCAGACGUUUCUGCAGGACCCGUGGAAGUACAAGGACCUGUCUGAGGCUUACUUUGACUUCUGUAAAGUAACCUGGGACGGCACCAGGAACUUCCUGUCAUUUGAUUUGGGGUACCCUACAGAGGGAGCAGAGGAUAAGGAACGAGCUCGUAGGUACAUCAGCGAACUAGAAGCGGACUUCACGCUGGUCUUGCUGCUGGAACACCUGGACGAGUCUCUGGUUCUCCUCAGACGUCUGAUGUGCUGGGAGUUGCGAGACGUUCUGUACGACGUCGAGGGAAAAAACAAUCGGACUUACCCGUACAAAUCUUACAUCCCCACCGCCGAGGAACUCGCCAACCUCCGCCGGUGGAAGGCCGUGGAUUACCUAGUGUAUGACACGUUCAACGCCUCCUUGUGGAGGAAGAUUGCAGCACAGGGUCCAUAUUUUUACGAGGAGCUCCACUACUUUCGAGAAGUGAGGAAGAGUGUAAGCAAGUUCUGCCACACGCUGAAACGUCAUCAACAGCCUCUCAUCAUAAAGGCGUCCAAGUGGAGUCCACAGUUUGCUGUAAAUUCCAUGUACUGCAGAGGUCUACAAACCAGAGAUAUUCCACUUGGCGAGUAUAUCAGAAAACGUGCAUCGGUAAAAAACAAGAAGGAGUGGAGAUCCCUGGAAGUUCGCGAAAACAUGCAUCGUAUUAUCCAAGGUCUACCUGCUGUAAAAUACAAAUACGAGGCUGAGGCAAAAAAGGAAACAUAAAUAUUUGCCUCGUAAAGUUGCUACGGCCGCGUGGCGCGUUGGUACAUCCGAUCCCUCGAUCUCGGAAGUUAGCAACGUCCGGUCCGGAUAGUGGGAGACCGACCAAGGACGUCCGGAUUGCCGUAGCCUCUCUACGAAACCGUCUUCCGGGAGGGACGUAAAACGGGGGUCCCGUGCUCGAGGAGGUGGCUGGACCACGUUAAACAGCUCCAUUGCUCAUAAUUUCGGUACCUACUGGCUGGCAAAAUACACCUGGUGAUUAUUAUUAUUAAAGCCAACUUUAGAGUGUGCCUAACUACUAGUAUCUAGCCCAACCAAUUGCAAGCUACUAGUAUAUAGUAUAGGGGGCCUGCUAAGUGAACAUGUUGUUGUCUACAAUAGGAGAGUCUAUUUGAUGUAGCUUGUUUAGUAUUGAAAAAGGCAGAUACUACAAUGUAGCUUCUGACCAAAGGUACAUGCGUUUGUGUGUUUGUGUAUUGCCCCAACAAAAUAUGAGAAACAUUAGAUGUACAUGCCCAAUGAACAGAAAAUUGUAUCUCAGUUCUUCUAGUCUCUACUACAGAUGAUAUUUGAAACCUAUAAGGUCCGAAGCUUAUUAUUGAAGAUGAAUUUCACUUUAUAAUGGAAUGCUCUACUAGUAGGCUACUAAUCUGUAAUGUUGAUUUAAUGAAUAAAGAUUGAAUCAUGCAAAUGAGGUCUUGGUUUGCAUGAUUCAUGGUUUGUUUUCCCUACACCGA
Messenger RNA from Branchiostoma floridae (Florida lancelet), 1682 nucleotides. RefSeq names its product galactosylceramide sulfotransferase-like. The transcript has 4 exons. NCBI's taxonomy places the organism in Eukaryota, Metazoa, Chordata, Leptocardii, Amphioxiformes, Branchiostomatidae. Gene Ontology annotation, biological process: glycolipid biosynthetic process. Gene Ontology annotation, molecular function: galactosylceramide sulfotransferase activity. The record is from RefSeq and is a predicted model, not a curated record. The coding region runs from base 151 to 945 and encodes 264 amino acids. Gene Ontology annotation, cellular component: membrane.